Aethalodelphis obliquidens (Pacific white-sided dolphin) is the source of this 3207-nucleotide messenger RNA. RefSeq names its product IQ motif containing B1 (gene IQCB1). Lineage: Eukaryota; Metazoa; Chordata; Mammalia; Artiodactyla; Delphinidae. Gene Ontology annotation, molecular function: calmodulin binding. Gene Ontology annotation, cellular component: cilium. The coding region runs from base 396 to 2192 and encodes 598 amino acids. The transcript is spliced from 15 exons. The record is from RefSeq and is a predicted model, not a curated record. Gene Ontology annotation, biological process: cilium assembly.
GCCCGGACCGCAGGCUUCUGGACCAAGCGACCCGUCUUGUAGGAGCUCUUAAAGGGAGAAUCGGCCUGCUCCACGCCUUUUCUGUGGAGAUCUGGUGUGGAAACUGAGGCGGGGGAGGGGCGGAGCCUGGGCACUAGGCCUGAUGUCUUGUCCAAGGCCAGAUAGCACGAAAGCCGGCUCUAGAAUCCGGAGUAGAGACGCCCGUGGCCUCAGAGACGCGGUCGGUGGACCUGACUGAAGGCGACGCCGUUGCCUCAGCAAUCGUUUUUUGACCUUAUGUUCCAGAGGAAGUUCCUGGUGUGAUCUGUGGCGGCGGUAACGGCACGGCCCUGAAGACCGAAUUCCCAAAAGAUCAAGGCCAGACCUUGUGCUCUGGCAGCAGGGUGGUAUGAGAAAUGAAGCCAAUGGGUAGAGACCCAAGGAUCUUAUCUCUAGCUGCUGAAGUUGCAAUAAGUCCUGAGCAGAAUGUCCCUGUUAUACUGUUGAAGUUAAAAGAAAUAAUAAACAACACACCUUUUGGAAGCUCAGAGUUGAAGAAAGUCAAACAAGAUAUAUAUUGUUAUGAUCUCAUUCAGUAUUGCCUCUUGGUCCUCAGUCAAGAUUGUUCUCGAAUCCAGGGUGGUUGGACUACAAUUUCCCAGCUUACACAGAUAUUAAGCCAUUGCUGUGUGGGUUUGGAACCAGGAGAAGAUGCAGAGGAAUUUUACAAUGAAUUGCUUCCAUCUGCUGUAGAAAAUUUUCUGGUUUUGGGGAGGCAAUUGCAAACAUGUUUCAUCAACGCAGCUAAGGGUGAAGAAAAAGAUGCAUUACUACACUCUUUUGAAAUUGUGACUGAUUCUCUCUUCUGGCUAUUGGGAGGACAUGUUCAACUCAUCCAGAAUGUACUGCGAAGUGAUCAUUUCUUGCACUUACUACAAACUGACAAUGUUCAGGUAGGAUCUACGGUCAUGACCAUGCUACAGAACAUACUACAGAUCAACAGUGGUGAUUUACUCAGAAUAGAAGUGAAAACCCUGCAUUCAAUUUUAGAUGAAGUUGUUUUCAAACUUUUAUCAACUCCUAGUCCAGUCAUAAGAAGUACUGCUACAAGGCUCCUACUGUUGAUGGCUAAAUCCCAUCAGGAAAUUUUGAUUUUACUGAGACUAAGUGCCUGCUACAAAGGACUCAGAAGUCUACUAAAUAAACAAGAGCCUGGGACAGAGUUUAGUCAAGAACUUAGACAGCUCAUUGGUCUUUUAAGCCCUAAGGUCUAUCAGGAAGUAGAAGAGCAGAAACUGCAUCAAGCAGCUUGCUUGAUUCAAGCUUAUUGGAAGGGUUUCCAGACUAGAAAGAGAUUAAAGAAGCUUCCAUCUGCUGUGAUUACUUUGCAGAGGAGUUUCAGAUCUAAGCGAACAAAGAUGUUACUGAAGCUAAGUAGACAGAAGGAAGAAGAGGACUGCAGAUUACAACUGCAACUUCAAAGGCAGAGAGCCAUGAGACUUUCCCGAGAAUUACGGCUGAGUAUGCUUGAAAUAGUUCAUCCAGGUCAGGUGGAAAAACAUAAUCGGGAAAUAGAAGAGAAAUCAGCAUUGAUUAUCCAGAAACAUUGGAGAGGGUACAGGGAAAGGAAGAAUUUUCGCCAACAGAGGCCAUCUCUUGUGGAGUAUAAAGCAGCUGUCACACUUCAAAGAGCAACUCUUAAAUUCCUAGCAAAGUGCCGUAAGAAAAAGAAACUAUUUGCUCCUUGGCAAGGACUCAGAGAACUCACUGAUGCACGCAGAGUUGAACUGAAGCAACAAGUGGAUGACUAUAUCAGAAGACAUCCCGGCUCUGAGGUAUCAGAUGUGAUCAGCAGGGAGCUCCAUUCCCAAGCACAAGAACGACUGCAACACUACUUCAUGGGCAGGGCUCUAGAAGAGAGAGCCCAACAGCACAGGGAGGCACUGAUGGCUCGGAUCAACACCAACAUCGAACAGUUGAUGAAAGCACCAAGUCUGAAGGAGGCAGAAGGAAAAGAACCUGAGCUCUUCCUAAGCAGAUCCAGGCCUGUGGCAGCCAAGGCCAAGCAGGCCCAUCUUACCACCCUGAAGCAUAUACAAGCACCCUGGUGGAAGAAGCUUGGGGAAGAGGCAAGAGAUGAGAUUGAUGUCCCAAAGGAUGAACUUAGUAUAGAAUUAGGAACUUUAUUCAUUGGUGGAACCAAACCCCCUUAAGGGAGUUACCUGGAGGAAUGACAAAUUAUAUUUCUAGAGAUUAUAUGGGUUCUGCCUCUGACAUGCUAGUAGACUAGCGUUAUCCUAACUCAUGGUUUUCCAGAGGUUCCUCUCCAAACAAGACUUGAAGGCAGUAAGCAGAGUUAUCUUCUACCUUGAUUUCAGUUCUUUUUCUUUAUCCAUACUUCCAUCCUUGGCCACACAUAAAAAUUGGUAUGACUUUUAUUAUGGAACUAAACUCAGCAUUGUAUUCUAUUGCAUAUAUGAAAUGUGAUAUUUCUAUUUUUGUUUCUGCUGUUUUCCAACUAAAGGUGUUUUCUGAAUAUUUUCAACAAUUGUUCUGAAAAACUUGUCAGGGUUACUUCAGCUUUUCACACUUAUUGAUUUUUCUAUUAAUAUAGGAAAUGUGCUCUUGGCAUUUAUUAUGGUGAGGAAAAGAAGUGGUCAUUUGAAAGACAUUUGACUAUUUUCGACCAAACAGUGUUUGAACUCAAUUUGUAUCUUGUUAUUUCUAAAAGGAACUACAUUAAAAAGUCCUCCUAGGAUUCAGUGCAAGAAAAAUUUCUCCUGAUAAAAUUGCAUUCUUUGUAUUAAACUAAGAGAACUAUAUAACACACUAUUUGCAUUUUGAUUUGUCUCUUAGGAAUCUCAGAGCUAAAACAAUGCUUACUUUCUGUUACGAUUCUCAAUACCUACAUGAUUAUUUGGUUCCAAUCUAAUAAUUUCUGAUUUUCCUGUUUAUCUUUAACUGUGUUUUAAUACCAGAAGCCACCUCUAUGUUUGUGCUAAUAUGGAAUUUAAGUUAAAAUCAAUUAAAUCAUUGACUCUGUAUCAUAAGGAACCUGGAGUGUGCUUUUUCUAUAAAUGAGUAGGAAAACCAGUAUUUCUGGAUAAGAAGACCAAAUACUAUAAUGUUGUUCAUCCCACCAAAGUUAGUUUAGUAAAAUUCUAGUCAAGAUUCUAAUGUAAUUGUUAUUCAUAAUUGAAAAUGAAUAAAAUUCAUUUGUAAGAAUAA